Molecule: messenger RNA, 8559 nt
Organism: Eupeodes corollae
Lineage: Eukaryota; Metazoa; Arthropoda; Insecta; Diptera; Syrphidae
Gene: nsl1
Exons: 14
Coding region: 1765-6645 (1626 amino acids)
Cellular component (GO): NSL complex
Molecular function (GO): histone acetyltransferase binding
Source: RefSeq, a predicted model, not a curated record
GUGUAGACCUAUAGACAGAGUGGUGUUUUGUAUCCCCAUCUUCCUGCGGGAAGUCCAAAAGGCCACCCCAAGUAAACAAAAAAUAGUUGUCUUUUAAAACAUUAAGAUUUUAAACAAAACGCCACCGAUUAAAAGAUCAACAAAAUGAAAACAAUUCUAAACGAGAGUGCUGUUGAAGUGUCAAUCGGUGGGAGUUGUCCAAACAAAAUGGUAGAUGACUUGAGUUGUCGUAUCUGGGCAAAGGAAUUCAAUAUCCUUUAGCUGGAAUAAUUAUGAGGACAACAAUUAAAUCUGAAUAUAAAUUUAAAAAAAGUCAAUCAAUCUGUCUGCCGCGCGGCUUGUUAAUUCGUGAAAGAAAAAUGUUCUCCAUCGUCGGUAAGAACUCGAUGUUCGCGUCGGUGUCGGUAAUAGGUCCGUAACUUCAAAAUAAACAAAACAAACAAACCUAAUUCGAAAAUCUGAACUUCGAAAUUCGAAUGAUUAACGCCUCAAUUAAGUGCGCGUGGUUUAUUAUGCUCUUGAAAUUACUCGAAAUUAUCAAGAUAUAAAAUUGAAAAAUAAUCUUUAACAACAAUAAUACUGUAGUUAAACAAUUUUGAAAGUGUUGUGCUGUGGAAGAAGUGUUAAUAAAUAAAGAAAAACGUGGAAGUCUGCUGACAUCAAAACGAUACUCGAUUCGGUAAUCGACUUCGAUUUCGGUAUAGCUCCCACAAAAGCCAAAAAAAAAAACAAACUACCUUACCACUGCACAGUACAUCCGAGUGAGAUGGUUAUAUACAAGCCAAUAAGAGAGUAAACAGUACAUUUUGAAGAGAAGAAUCAUCCUCUAGCAGCCAUGUUCCCAAGUUCUAUGUACAGCGGCCACUACGAAAAAAUCCUACUAUCUUGUCGGCCGCCAUUGUUUUGUGCGUGAAAAAUCGAAAAACGGAGCAUUUUUGUCGAUUCUCUGUUCGAGGCGGAUAAUUCUUUUCAAAUUUCCAUCCAAUUCGAACGCAUUUAUCGAAUCAAAUCCCCAUAAAUACUUGCUUAAUGUGUUUCUAAAGCAAAACAGUGAAAUAGUUUACCACGAAAUUGCAGAAUUUAUUCCAACAAAAAUUCAAAAAGGAACAAAAAUUGUAACGAAAACAAGAGCAACACUACUAACUACCAGACCAGUGUCUAGCGAUUUAGAAUUACAAAAAUAGCAUUUCCGUUUAAGCCAAGUGAAAUUAUAUAAAAAAUAAAAACACCUACAAGGAAAAAGAAACCAAAUAAAAAUUCCAUUACAGAAAAUGGAUAAUUUUUCGUGAAGUAUAGAAUUCUUUCGAAAUAAAAUUAAUUUUUCUUGCGGUAUAUGAAGAAAAAGUAUGUAAUGAAUUUUUUUUUAUUAUUGGAAAAUUGUGUGAAAGGAAAAAUAUAACCCGAGAGAAAAUUCAGAUCAAAAAGUAGUAGAAGCGAGAAGAAGAAGAAGAAGAAAAGAAGUGCGAGAGAAGUAGAAGAAUCUGAAUUUAAAAUAAAAGAAGAAAGAGUGUCGCGCGAGUGCAGCAAAAGUAGCAAUAGCGAAAGCAAGCAGCAGCAAUAACGAACGAGUUGAGUGGAUAAAUCUUAUUUUGCGAUUCGAUUAGAAUAUUUUGUGGAUAAAUAAACGUCGUUUUAAUUGGAUUACAUUUUUGGAUAAUUAAAAACCAAUUUGAAAUAAAUUUUGAAUUCGGUGGAUGGAAAAGUUUUGGUAACAAAAACAUCAAACCAAGCGGUGCGAUAUAAUUUCGCCUCUAAAGUAAAUGAAUGGGCUUACGGACCACAACUAGAACCCCAAUACCAUCAAUUCACACAGAAAGCCCAUGCGAAAGUGAAUUACCAUCAACUUCGUUAUCGGUAGGCGGAAUUUUAAAAUCAACACUAUAUCUGCAGCCCGAUGCAGCAAUUUCGGGUAAAAUGGCACCAGCUCUAACUGAGCCGUUAAGUCCGACGAAUAAAUUAUCUUCAUCGGCGGCAUCGGCUUCUCCAAGACCAACUGCCGCAAGCAGCCCUCUUCAAACUAAUAACAAUAGCAACAACAACAACAAUAAUAACACUCAGACAAAUAAUAACAAUAAUGACAGUAACAUUGAGUCAGUAAGUGAUAAUUCGAACUUACAAACCAGUUCGAACCAUAACUCAAGUGGCAGUGAUAAAGACAAAAUUGUGGAAGGCAAACCAGUGCCAGUAACAACUGCACCAAUAGCAGUAGCACCACAACCACCACCUUCUGUCGCAUCGGCAAAAGGGGCUUUUCAGCUGGCAUUCGAGCAGAGUGUUGGUGUUCGCAAGACACCUACGCCUACGCCUUCAACAGUAGUGAAUGGUGGAGAGACUUUGUCUGCUAAUUCCAUUCAAAUGGGUCCCAUGUGUGACUCAAAAUUAUCGCAACCGCCGGCAUUAGGACCCAAUUCUUCGCCUUUGAUAAAAUCAAAGAUAACUCAGAUAGACCCUGAAACUGCGGCAAAAAUAAUAACUUCACAAUUCGAAGAUUUCCCAAGUGAUAUUGAGGAGGCUAUAACAGCGGAAAUUUGUCUAAGACAAAAAUUAAAAUCAACUGAGGAGCAAGAACAACCACAACAAGAGCAACAGGAAGCACAAACAGCGAAAGUGGAAGAGGACAAAGUGAGUUAUUCUAAACUUGGCGAACAUUUAUUCGAAGAGCCCAAAAAGCCAAUGGAAGAAGAAAUCAUAAAAUCAAAUGAUAAAAGUCCGCAGCCAGUUAAAACAGACGAUGAAAUCCCAGUACACGAGAUUGCCAGCGGAGAAGCAAAAGAAACCAUUUCUGAUGAUAAGCUUCAAUCGAAAAACGAGGAAGUCCUUAACAAGCCACAAAAAUUAAAUAUAAUCUCUGUUCAAGAGCUUCCACCAAUUAAAACAGAUUCAACAGUGACAGCAUCAGAAGAUGAUAAUAUCGAAGAACGCUUGAAACAACUGGAUGGUACAGAUGAAUGCCCGAUGCCCAUUAGCCAAGAAAGUGGUGAUCAUUUACCAGCUACGCCUCCACGGAAUUCAUCAGCACAAGUAAUGACGUCGCAAUUGACGCCGACCAGCACGGCGAACAUCCCAAACACACCCUCUUUAUCCUCCCUAACUCCUCUCAGCACUACUUCAACCCUAUGUGGUAGUAGUGGUAGUCAUGCAAAAGAAUUCAAGGACACCAAUAGCGAAAUUGAUCAUGAUAUCGAUGACGACCUGUUGCAGGUGUUGAAAGGCUUCGAUCCUAAUGCUGCUGGAACUGAUAUCUGUGACUUGGCUGGGUUUCUCAGCGAAUACGGGAUGAACUACGAAGAUGUUAAUCCACCAACAGCCAAGGAAAACCCAAUCAAAGAAGUGCAGCUUGAAAUCGAGAAAAAUCAACAAACAAUGCAGCGAAAGAUCGACUUCCUGUCAAGACGUUUGCGCAAGCUGCAGGCCCGCUAUAUGAGCAAACAGGCCAGCGAGGAAAUCGCUGGUCUGUUCGAAUGGUCAGCACGGAUAACAAAACGUAAAAACAGCAAUGUGGACCAUCAACAAAUGACAUACGCUGAAGAGAGGUAUCAUCCGGUCACAACGACGACCAUGCGAAGUGUUCUUAAGAAAAUCGAGACUGCAGCUAGUAGUUCUCAGCAAGUUUCUCCAGAGAAAAAGAUACAAUCAGCAGCUAGUACUGGUAAAGUAACUGAACCUGCUUUUACUGGUCCUCCUUCAGUUGAAGUUGUAGUGCCGACGUUCGAUGAAAAGAUAACGGAGGAGAUAGCUCAUGUAUCGGGAAGGUUACAAGCAGAAAUGCGUGAAGUACAGAGUGCGAUAGACUCAGAUGCUACAGCAUCAAGUUCCGGAGGCGAAUCAGCUGAUGAAAUGGUUCCGUACAACAAUAUCUCACAGGAAACAUUGCCGAUUGCCAAACGUGCUGCAUGGCGGUAUUCACGUGAUCGUGCAGCAAUAGCAUCGCGGUGGUCAUGGUUGGUGUCUCAGAUCUCCGAUCUGGAGUUUAAAAUUCGGCAACACACGGAGCUUCAUCAGCAAUUACGUCAACGUAAGGGCAAAGUUAUAUUGGUUGAUGCAUCGUCGGAAGCAGGUAAUCUCGGGUCAGCAGCGGCAGCUACAGGAGCAGCAUCUACUGGCACUGGUCCAAAUGGUUAUCGUGGCGCGUUGCCUGGUGCAACACCUUCAAAGAUGUCAGGCGGAUUUACCACUGCUGAUGAGACAGAUCUUGACGCAGCUAUUGAUGGAAGUAAUGAAUCAUCCCAAGGCUCCUGUCGAACAAGAGCCUUUCAAAGUAGUUUCUAUCGCAAGAGAAAGCUCUUCCAAACGGCAAAUGUACAUACGAUAUCAAAAAAAGCCGCAAGACCGAGCACAAUAAAAUGCGGUUGUCAGUGGCCACUGCAUCCGUGUGCUUUAUGCACUGGGCGAUCAGACCCUACUGCACCUCGAGACCUCCCAGACACCAUGAUGAAGUCGCAAAGAGUAGCACUGCUGGAUCCUGGUUUCCAUCCAGUUCUUAGUUUUUCCGAAGAUAUUUCAAAUUCGAUUUUCUUUGAGAAAAUAUCUCGAGAUACAGAUUGGCAAAAUCGUGUUGCACGUAGUACUGCGAAAACAGUAAUCCGAGGUGCCCUCGCCGCCCAACGAGCUGCUGAAAAGGAAGAACAACGCGCGGUCAAUGCCACAAGUGGACGAAUAACACCAAGUACGCCACAUAAUGCUAAUACAUCGUCUUCGUCUAAUAAUGGCGGAACGACUGGCAAAAGAAAGUACACAAAACGAAAUCAUCAGGAUUCUCAAGGCGGCGGAAGUCAUUCGACAACGCCACUUGUGGCCAACAAAGUGGGAAAAAGCUCAAAGAAGCAGCAUCGACAACGGAAUCGAUCACCGGAUUACGUUCCAUAUCCACGAAAACAAAUAAACAACAACCAUCAGACGCUUUCAUCUCACCAGUCUCUUCACCAAAAUGCCGAGCAAUCCAAUCAUCACCAAGCACAUUCAUCAUUGAACUACCAAAACUCAAAAAAUAAUAAAAUACGAAAACUAUCGUCAGCAUCUACAGCAGCAGCAGCAACAACAGCAACAACAAUUUAUAAUAAUCAUAGCGGAAUUCAUUUAUCCAGCAAUAACAUUCUUAAUCCAAACAACUAUCAGCAACAUCUCAAUAAUCAACAGCAUCAUAGCUACAACAAUGAAUUGAAUUUUCUGCAUUGUGACAGUCUCGACGGAGACUCGUCCACCAAUGGUUUGAUGAUGGGCCCAUCCGGACGCAGUAGGACAUCGUCACCAACGCACGGUAGUAGUCAUCAAAAGUACGAGAGAGCUCUUGAAAGAAGAAGUCGUACUUCGUAUGACAUCGACAACAUUGUCAUUCCUUAUAGUGUGGCCGCGGCGACACGCGUUGAAUUGCUACCAUACAAAGAAAUUCCAACGCCAAAAUGGCGAAUAAUAGACUAUGAUGCUGAAGAUAUCACUAAAAACACAACCAAUUCUGAAAGAACUGACAAAAUCAAGCCAGUGGAAUCCACUAGCUUAGCAGCCAAUCCAGAAGAAGAAACAUCCAAAUCUACAGAGAAAGAAGAGAGUGGCAAAAAGGAAGAAAAUAUCCGUGGUCCUAGUCAGUUGGAUGACGACGAAGAAGGUGGAGAAGAAGAUAUAUCCGAUGAAGCGAUGAUAUUGCGUCAUGAACGCGCUCUCACCGAGGAACGUCGAAAAUUCCAAACUUUCUUGAAAUUCCCAUACAGCACAAGAUCGCGGGCAAAUCGUCGCAUAGACAGUCGAGCUGAAUCGAGUGGAGCUAAUACGCCAGAUCCGACAUCGCCAGCUCCAAAUACACCAAGUGUAGGAGGAGAUCAAGAGUCGAUUCCAUCACCAUUUGCUCCUUCAACACCAUUGACUCCACUUGAAAGUAUUGCUGAAACCGGGGAAACAUCAAGUAAUCCAUCAGCCUUAGAUAAUACUACUUCGAUUAUGAGUCUUUUGAAUUCGAUAAGUAAAAAACAAGAGCGUCGCAGAACGGUAUCAACCAAAAAGGAGAAGGAAAAGGAUGAGCAUCGUAGGAGCUCUACUCCUGAUCCAAGAGAUCUUAUUCCGCCGUACGAACCCCUCAAGUUUCCUAUUCCCAAUGAUCUCUUCGACACAAUGCUGAAGAUGAUGCCAGAUGAGUAUCCUCCACCACAAGAAGACUGCCCACAAUCAAUAAAAAAACCAUUAACCACAACAGCAACAAAAACAACGCCAACAAAGGCAAAUGGUUUUGUUGAUACAAAUAGCUCCCAGCUACCGCCACCAACGGGUGUUGCUCAAAAAAUAGUCUGUGAUCCAAAUAAAAAACUGAAUAAUAACAAAAACGCUUUAUUAACAACACUGAAUAACCAAAAAAGCAUUGAGCACAUAACCGGCGAAGAGGGAAAUCCUGAACACGAAGACGCUGAUGGUCAGCACUUCCAAGAUUAUUAUACAUCAGGAGCAGUAGCUGUUAAUGGUGAAAGUAUUAAAGAUGGAAUGGGAGCACCGCCACCUCCUCCACAACUACCUCUACAACCAGGGAUGGAAUUCCAGCCGUCAUUUAUGUGCCGAAAUAAUUUACUCGGAUGCAGUGAUACCGAAUCCUUGGAAUCGGAAAAUGAUGGAGAUGAUGAUCCCAAUGAUCCAGAAUGGAAAGAAGAAGAAAAACGCAAAUGAAGGAUUAUCUAACAUCCAACAUCAUGGAUUCAAGUAUUUUUGUAUUCUUGGCAAUUUAUCUUUGUUCUAAGUUGUUAAUUUUUACUUUGGGUUCAAUACUAAGAUAAUAGACAUACAAAUAUGUGGUGGCUUCAAGAUAAAAACUACAAGCUUACGCAACUUGUUUCCACAUAUUAUAGUCUUGGGUGAUACCUAUGUAUCUAGAUUGUACCUACUUUUAAUAUUUUAAAUUUUUUCUCAACUUUUAUGAUUUACACAUGGUUUUUUAAUUUUGAAUUUAUCAAUUAAAUAUAAUUGUUUUGAUUAUUUAAAAUAUCGAUGGUUAAAAAUAAUAAACUGUAAAAUAAAAACAAACACAUUUCAAAUUUUUGUUAUGAAAACAAAAGAAAAAGAAGAAAUGCUUAUUCGCGUGUGUACAUGUUUGCACGAAAAUACAAAUAUUUAUAAAAACAAGGACAAUAAAUAUCUCAAAAGGCUUGUGUGCGUCGUGAACAGUGUUUAGAUGAAUAAGUCCUUGGCCUUAUUUUGCUUACCCCUGCUAAUUGAAGUAUACAAACAAAUAAAAGAGUAAUUUUAAAAGAUUGAUUUCAAUCCUGUUAAAUUUUUAAUUGCGAUUUAACUCGUAAGUUCGGGUCUUUUUUUCAAUUGCCUAUCCAUGUGAUUUAGAACCCUUUGUUUUGUAUUGAAACUAAGCUCAUUUGUCUUUUUUAUCAUUAAUUCUAUGGUUGAUCUUACUUCAAGUAAAACACGACUAUACAUGGAUGUAAAAAACAUAGUCGCCAUGUUCUCUGCUUAUGGCUUGAUUUGACGCCUUCUCAAGUCCCUACUUAAGUAUUUAUCGAUGUUCUCACUUGGAUAGAAGUAUUCCUCUCAGUAAACGUUUCCAAACUUAGUCACAAUAAUUAAUAUAUUUUAUUAAACUUAAAAAAAAGUACGCUUGCUGCUUAGUGUUGAAAGAUUUUUAUUCGUAGUAAUUCUUUAAAAAAAAAUGUAAAAUGUAGAAUGGAGAGCCUAGCUUUCUUAAUUUCAACAAAUAAAAACAAAUAUUUUUGUAUUUUUAAGUUUUUAUUUCAAAAACAAAGAAAGUUCUUAUAACUUUUUUUAAUUUUCUUAAACGAAGGUUUUCAUAAAAUCUUUAAAAAAAAACGACAUAAAUGUAUAAAAUAAACAAAAUAAAAAUGUAAAAAAAUGUAUCUAUGAAAUAUGUAGUUUUUAAGAUGUUUUGUAAUCAUUUGUUGGUAGUAUUUUUAUAUAUAUUAAAAAAGUAUGCUCUUGCAUUAAUAAUUGCAUACAUAUAGUUUAUUUUUUCUUAAGUAAGUUGUCUUUUUUUUCACUUAAAUGUAAAUAAUUAAUUCUUAUGCUUUAUUUAAGUUUUUACUUUGCUCAGCAAUAUAAAGAAAAUAUAAAAUAUUUGAAGAAAGCGACAACAAAAAAAACAUAAACAACACAAAAUAGAGAACGUUACUCAAUUUUGUUGGUUAUUUUAUUUCUUAUUUUUUUAAACUUUAUAUAUACUGUAAAACAAGAAUUAUAAAUGAAUUAUAUUCAAUAAUUAUUAAAAGAAAACAAAUAUUUUAAAUUAAUAAACAAACAAAUUUGUAACAUACAUAAUGAAUUAGGUCGUUAACAAAAAGAAAACAUUAAUACAUUUAUAAUAUUAGACUUAUAAAACAUAUAUAUACACUAUGUAAUAUAAAGUUUUAAUGGUUCUGAAUUAUUUAGAAUAUAAAAUCAUGAUGUAUAAAUGGAGGUCGUCGAGCAUUAAACAUAAAAAAUUAUAAUAAGCUUUCAAAGGAAAACAAAUUAUUAACUAUAACAAACAUUGAAAAAUCAGAAUAAAAGAUAUAUUUAACAUAACGCAAAUAAGAAAAACAUAAAGAACACAAUAAAAAAUCAAUAAAAUAUAAAAAGUUA